AUGCGCGUGGCCGAGGAAUUCACCCCCGAGGUGCUCCUCAGCGCCCCCCGCCGCGGCGCCGCUGUCCCGAGCCCGGACGGCACCCUCAUCCUCUACACCCAGUCGACCCAUAGCUUCGAGUACAAGAAGACGCUCAACGAGGUCCGCGUCAUGCACGUUGAGACCGGCGCCUCCGACCAGCUCACCGACGAUGGAAACGUCCACGAUGCGCUGUGGAUGCCCGGGACCGCGAGCCAUGUUAUCUAUCUAAAGUCGGGCGACAAAGGUACCACUCAGAUCUGGAUCGCCAAUGCCGCCGACCUCGCCGAGGAGCAUUACGUCGCCGCCGAGUACGAUGCGCCACUCAGCGCCCUCAAAGUCAAAGCACUCGCCGAUGGCAGUGUUGCCUUUGUUGUUGCGGGAUUGGUCGGUCCGGAUGGCUCCCUGUUCAACGAUGAGGCCGAGGAGAAGACGUCUACCGGUCGCAUCUUUGACGACUACCAUGUGAGGAUUUGGAACACGCUUUACAAGUCGCACAAGCACGCCCUCUGGUACUCGACCCUCGUCAACGCCCACGGCAAGUGGGGGGUCGCAGGGGAACUGCAGAACGCCAUCAAGGACACCAGCCUCGAGGCCCCCUGGGGCAUGUACGAUGUGGCCGAUCCGGCCGCCAGCUUCGACAUCAGCGAAAAGGGUAUCGCGUUCAUCGCCGAGGACACAGGUCUCUCGCCAGAACAGGUCGGCAUCUCGCACGUCUACUACGUUCCCCUCCGCUCCUUUGCUGCCGCCGCCGACGUCAAGCCGCGGCCCAUCGUCAUGGGAAUCUCCGAGUCAAAGGCUUACUAUACCAACGUGCGCUGCUCACCCGACGGCUCCAAGAUCGCCUUUUUGCAUGCGUCCUAUAGCACCUUCGCCGAUGCCAGGCUGUACAUCGGGUACACCGCCUCUUUUGGCGCGUACGAUGUGCACAAGAUGGUCUUUGGCAAAGGCCCGCGUCUGCCUCCGCGGGGCUUCGAGUUUGCGGGAAGCUCGGACGCCAUCUUUUUAUUAACCGAGGACUGCGGACGGGUCAAGUUGUCGCAUCUUGAGCUGAGGCACGGCGCCGAGGCGUCGCCACUCGUGCAGACUGGCGUUGUCACGGCUGUUUACCCCCUAAAGGAGGGCAGUCAUGACAAGGUUCUCGUGACGAGCAACAGCAUCGUAGACAGCAGCUUGUGGCAGGUCAUAGAUGUCUCGCUGAACACGGCACCAAGGGUGGUCUCGUCGGCCACCAGACACGGCGCCAAGUACGGAUUGUCCCAUAGCAUGAUUUCCGAGUUUUGGUAUGAAGGUGCAGAUGACGCCGUCGUCCACUCCUUCAUCAUCAAGCCAUCCAACUUUGACAAGACGAAGAAGUACCCCUGGAUUCUCUUGCCUCACGGCGGGCCAGAAGCCUCUUGGUUGGACUCGUGGUCAACCAGGUGGAACAUGGCCCUUUGGGCCCAAAAGGGCUACGUCCUCAUCGCCCCCAACAUCGCCGGCAGCACCGGAUACGGCUCCGACUUCACGGCCCGCAUCUACCGGUCCUGGGGCGGCGCGCCGUACCAAGACCUCGUCGCACUGAUGGACCACCUCCAGCAGGUUCCCUACCUCGACCACGCCCGGGCCAUCGUCGCCGGCGCCUCGUACGGCGGUUACAUGAUCUCGUGGAUGAUGGGUCACGACCUAAUUCGCCGCUUCUCCUGCGCCAUCUGGCACGACGGCAUCUUCAACCUCCCCGCCUUCAUGAUCCAGAGCGACCUCGUUGAUGGUGGACCCGACUUUGGCGGCCCGCCAUUUAUCUGGAGAAACGCCGAGGAGCUCGAGCGGUGGAACCCGGCGCGGCCGGAGCUCCUCCGGAAUUGGAGGCACGCGCCGCCGACGCUCGUGAUCCACAGCGAGAAGGACUACAGGUGUCCCAUAACGGAGGGCAUCGCCGCGUUCAACACGCUGCAGUGCCAGGGGGUCAAGAGCCGUUUUCUGACUUUUAGUGACGAAUGUCACUGGGUGCUGAACCCGGAGAACUCGAUCCUCUGGCAUCAGACUGUCUUUGACUGGAUGGCAAGGUACGCUGGAGAGACAACCGUUGUGAGGCGAGACUGA
Colletotrichum higginsianum IMI 349063 is the source of this 2100-nucleotide messenger RNA. Its product is annotated as Prolyl oligopeptidase. Gene Ontology annotation, molecular function: serine-type endopeptidase activity. NCBI's taxonomy places the organism in Eukaryota, Fungi, Ascomycota, Sordariomycetes, Glomerellales, Glomerellaceae. The transcript has 3 exons. Bases 1 to 2100 code for a protein of 699 amino acids. The record is from RefSeq and is a predicted model, not a curated record. Gene Ontology annotation, biological process: proteolysis.